This is a messenger RNA of Heterostelium album PN500, 360 nucleotides long. RefSeq lists its product as uncharacterized. The transcript is spliced from 2 exons. Lineage: Eukaryota; Evosea; Eumycetozoa; Acytosteliales; Acytosteliaceae. The coding region runs from base 1 to 360 and encodes 119 amino acids. The record is from RefSeq and is a predicted model, not a curated record.
AUGAUCGAUUUAACAUCAAUAUAUAUGAGUGAAUUACAAAACAAUUUACAAAACAAAGAAUUUAGAUCUCUUGACCAAGAAACAACACCUACUGGUGACAGUACUAGUACCUCUACUUUUGAAAUCACAACUUCAUUAAUAAGUAUAACAAAUUCCUCUGGUGAAAGCACACAACAUUCAUCUGGUGACAGUACAACCUUGGGUACAAUUCAAUAUAGCAACAUCCUCUGGAAGUUAAUACAGGUUGUCGAGUAUGAAUACACCUUCAACGGCUCCCAUCGCUUCGACAGCUUUGUCUUCAAUGCAACACUCUACUUCAACCCUGAGAAAGAAUAUCCCGAUAGAGAACAAAUUAGUUAA